CAAACUCCCACGGCUGCUUCUUGUAAUAGCAGACCACAAACUAAACCAAGUGGUCUUAUUUGUAGCAACUUCUUUUUCUUCACCUUUUAACUUGGCAUGUAACUGAGCAAAUUCCUUUCUUUGAUCUUCUAACAUAAUAGUUGAUUCCUUUUUUUGAUCUUCCAAAUUUGCUUCUACAACUUGCACUUCAGUAUUCAACGUAUGGCUCGGCCUAACAUUUUCAAGUUUAGUUCAUUGCAGAGGAGUUGGGGUCACAUGGCUAAUUCCCUUUGGGUGAUAGUGAUACCUUCUAUUUGGAUGAAUAUUUUUACCAUUUAAAGAAGUUACACUAGUUUGGAGCCAAUAACAAGUGACAAAAUUUAAGCAAAAAAAAAAAAAGUAGUUACAGUGACGCAUUAAGAAUGCCGUUUGUAUAACACAAACGCACUCAAGGCAUCUCAUGUCUCUAUGUCUCCAUCUAUGUGACAUGAUUCCACUCCUAAACCCAAAAACCCGGUCCAAUCAGAUUCAUCCCUUUAAAUCAGCACCGAACCGGAUUGACUGCACCGGACCGGACCUUGUCUUCUGUAAAUUAGCAUUAAACAAUUCUCACACUUCCCAUCAUCUCUAACAACCGAGGCACCGACCACAUAACUCAUUGUAUCGAAAAACAGAGAGUCCUCUCACUUUGACAAUUUCUUUUUCUUUCAAUUUAUAAGCAACAACAACAAAAUAAAACUCAAAUUUUCAAGAGAGAAAGAGAGAGUUAAUGGCGUUAGCGAAUAACUUAACGGCCAUACUGAACUUACUAGCGCUACUCUGUUCCAUACCGAUAACGGCGUCAGGAAUAUGGCUCGCCUCAAAGCCCGACAACGAGUGUGUCAAUCUCCUCCGUUGGCCUGUCGUCGUCCUCGGCGUUCUCAUCCUCGUCGUCUCUGCUUGCGGCUUCAUCGGCGCUUACCAGUACAAGGAGACUCUGCUUGCUGUCUACUUGUGCUGUAUGGCAAUACUGAUCGGACUUUUGCUGGUGGUUUUGAUAUUCGCUUUCGUCGUGACCCGACCCGACGGGUCGUAUCAAGUUCCGGGUCGAGGUUAUAAAGAGUACAGGCUCGAAGGGUUCUCGAAUUGGCUUAGAGAGAACGUUGUGUAUUCAAAGAACUGGCGGAAGAUAAGGGCUUGUUUGGCUGAUUCAAACGUUUGUCCUAAACUCAGCCAACAGUUCAUUACAGCUGAUCAGUUCUUCUCUUCCUCUUCCAUCACUCCUCUUCAGUCCGGUUGCUGCAAACCGCCGACCGCGUGUGGCUACAACUUCGUGAACCCGACACUGUGGCAAAACCCAACCAACAUGGCUGCAGAUGCAGACUGUUACCUAUGGAACAACGACCAAAGCCAGCUUUGUUACAAUUGCAACUCAUGCAAAGCUGGUCUUUUGGGAAACCUUAGAAAAGAUUGGCGUAAAGCAAAUCUCAUACUUAUCAUCACUGUCGUUGUUCUUAUUUGGGUCUACGUUAUUGCGUGUAGUGCGUUUAGGAAUGCUCAGACCGAGGACCUCUUCCGCAAAUACAAACAGGGUUGGGUCUAAAGUGUAUAGAUUUGUUUGUAGUUGUUGACAUGGAAGUAUUUUCGAAAAUAGCUUGUAAUAUUAUUACUUGUGUUUGGAAAGGGUUUUUUCUUUUGCAUGGAUUUUUAUGUUUAUGUUACAUUGCUUGUGAGUUGUGAAGAAAGAAAAUAUUAAAUAGGAUCCCUAAUCUACGUAUUGAU
This is a messenger RNA of Brassica rapa (field mustard), 1740 nucleotides long. RefSeq names its product tetraspanin-2. Gene Ontology annotation, biological process: auxin-activated signaling pathway. Gene Ontology annotation, cellular component: membrane. Lineage: Eukaryota; Viridiplantae; Streptophyta; Magnoliopsida; Brassicales; Brassicaceae. The record is from RefSeq and is a predicted model, not a curated record.